This is a messenger RNA of Dunckerocampus dactyliophorus (ringed pipefish), 2157 nucleotides long. RefSeq names its product medium-chain acyl-CoA ligase ACSF2, mitochondrial-like. The transcript has 18 exons. Gene Ontology annotation, biological process: fatty acid metabolic process. Lineage: Eukaryota; Metazoa; Chordata; Actinopteri; Syngnathiformes; Syngnathidae. The record is from RefSeq and is a predicted model, not a curated record. Bases 1 to 2025 code for a protein of 674 amino acids. Gene Ontology annotation, molecular function: medium-chain fatty acid-CoA ligase activity.
AUGCAGUACUACCGACCUCAACUCCUCAACUUCUCCGGGGGACACCCCUCCAAUAACUCCAUCCAAUCAGCUGCUUCCAAAACCCUCUUCUCCACCUCCCACUGGACGGCCCCCAACACCCAGGCUACAGGGGAGGUUCUUGUGGUCCGUGACGACCACAAAGGAAAGGGCCACGCCCUCCAGCCAGUGCCGCCAGUCUCACAGCUCGACAACAAUGGCCAGCAGCUCCCUAUUACCCACAUCAUAGUUACCCUCUGCCUGUCAUUCCAGUUUAGAGAGCUUGGAGUUGGAAAAUAUGCAGAAAUACAGCGGCUCCAUGUGGACAGUCCUCCAUGCCGACCCUCUCUGACCAGUAGCUACGUCCACGGCACCUCCACCAUCUCCCUGCUCUACCAGACCGUGGGACAGAGCCUGGAGGGUGCCGCCCAACGCUGGCCUGACCGCGAGGCCCUGGUCUUCCCGCAGGAUGGCGUCAGGAAAACAUUUGCACAGUUUCAGCAGGAUGUUAACAAGGUGGCUGCAGGUCUUCUGGCACUGGGCCUGCAAAGAGGGGACCGUCUAGGCAUUUGGGGACCCAAUACAUAUGAAUGGAUCCUCUUCCAGUUUGCUUCAGCCAAGGCGGGAAUCAUACAGGUGUCGUUGAACCCGGCCUAUGAACUAAAUGAAGUGGAGUUCACGCUUAAAAAGGUCCAAUGUAAAGCGGUGGUGUGUCCCAGCCAUUUUAAGACCCAAAAGUUCUGUGACAUGUUGCGAGAGCUCUGCCCAGAAAUUGACAAGUCACAAGUUCAGGCCAUCAAGAACUCCAGGCUACCUGACCUGCGCAUGGUGAUUGUGACGGACAGCCGUCAGCCGGGCAUGCUGCACGUGGACGACGUCUUCCAAGCAGCGGAGAGUCGUCAUUACGGAGAGCUGAUGGAGCUUCACGGCAAGAUAUCAUGCGAUGAAGCUAUCAACAUUCAGUUCACCUCUGGCACCACCGGCAAUCCAAAGGGAGUCACGCUUUCGCAUCACAACAUCGUCAAUAACGCCUACUUCCUAGGGCUUAGAACGGGUUACGACUGGAGACCUCGCGUGAAGGUGUGCAUGCCGGUGCCAUUGUACCACUGCUUCGGGUCUGUGUUGGGAGGAAUGUGCAUGGCCUUGCAUGGAAUCACGUUGGUCUUUCCCUCCACUGCCUAUGACAACCAGGCCAACCUGGAGGCCAUUCAUAAUGAAAAGUGCAAUUUCAUCUACGGCACGCCAACCAUGUACACAGACAUGAUCAGCCGGCAAGAUCUCGGAAAGUAUGAUCUUUCGUCAGUGGAAGCUGGCAUCCUGGCAGCUUCUCCAUGUCCCCCAGAGCUUGUUGCAAAAGUAAGAGCAAAGAUGAACAUGAAAGAGCUCAUGAUAGGCUACGGCACCACUGAGAACAGCCCUGUCACAUUCCUGGGUUUCCCACUCGACAACGACGAGCUGAAAUUGCACACCGUUGGCUGCGUCAUGCACCAUGUCGAGGCCAAAGUGGUGGACAUCGACACUGACGAGACAGUACCGCUGGGGAAAGCAGGGGAGCUGCUGAUCCGAGGCAGCUGCGUGAUGCACGGAUACUGGGAUGAGCAUGAGAAGACCCAAGAGGUCAUCUCCCAAGACCGCUGGUACAGGACUGGUGACCUCGCCAGCCUGACUGCUCUGGGAUACUGCCGCAUUGAGGGACGCAUAAAGGACAUGAUCAUCCGAGGAGGAGAGAACAUCUACCCUGCAGAGAUAGAGAAUUUUCUCCUCUCUCACCCCAAAGUGCAGGAGGUGCAGGUGGUUGGCGUGAAAGAUGAAAGGCUUGGGGAGCAGGUGUGUGCAUCCAUCAGACUAAAGGAAGGGCAAACAUCCACUGCAGAGGAGAUAAGAGCAUUCUGCAAAGGCCAAAUUUCCCACUUCAAAGUUCCUCACUACGUGGUGUUUGUGGACGGCUACCCCAUGACUGCAUCUAGGAAGGUCAAGAAGAACAUAUUAAAGGUGGACAUGGAAAAGCAACUAGGCCUCGACGUUUGAGGUGAUACCUUUGACAUGUCCUCAAGGCAGCAGGAUCAUGGAUGGAAGACGUCACCGUUUCAUUCCUCACGUUAUAAGCUCAAGUCAUGGCUUACAGAAAUUACACACCCCGUUCAUCAUCUCAAUGUUUAU